AUGCAUCAAAAUCUACGGCAAGCACUUCCUGGUCGCCGUCCUCAUGUGCAGCCACAGCAAGGACAAAUUGACAGCAAACACAACAAGCAAGCCACAUGCGCCCUCCCCGACCUCCUCAUGUCGGCCUCCUGCGCAGUCCCCGCCGGCGGCAACCACAGCAGCACGCGCCGCCCCGCCUCCUCACGCCGCACGACCACCCCCACCCCCGCCCCGCGCCGCCGCCGCCGCCUCCAUCCACGUCGACGUUCUCUUCCCACCUCCCCUCCCCCCGCGCCGCCCACCGCCGAACUCCCUCUGCGGAGCAGGGGAGGUAGGCGGCGCGCCCGGCGAGGUCCCCCGCCCGCCCGCCCGCCCGCCCGCGUCGACCGAUCGGAGAAGAUGAGGCAGAACACAAGUCACCAAGGUCCCAAUGAUCACAGGGUACAAAAGGAAAUGCAAGCAGAAUGGGCAAGACCUGGAAGAGUUUUGAAUAGGAAUACUAACAGAGGCAGUUACUUUCGAAAUUCAUUACCUGGAGUCACUAAGGAGUUUCGUGUUGUGAAAGACAACCGGCAGAAGGUAGUUGGUGAGACUAUACCAGAAUCAUUUCACAAUGAAGACCCUAGCGAUGAACAAAAUACUUCCAAUAGUGGAGACAAAAGCUCAACUGAGAAGUUACCUGCACAACGCCAUUUGGUUACUCAAAGUCCUAGUGGACGUGGAGCAGCUCAAGCUGGUAACGGGUGCAAUAGUGCUGCUCAAGCCCAUGAUAAAAUGGUCAAGCCUUCUAAUGACCAAACAGUGGGACAAUCUGAUGGGAUGAUUGCAACAAUGGUUGGUUCACAUGCAGUUCUAGGAAAGGGCAAUCAGAACAGAGUGCUUGCUGUACCAUCAGGAACAAAUAAUUUUACUGGCGAACUUUGCUGCUCAUCGUCAGAUCCAAUACAUGUACCCUCUCCUGGUUCUAGAUCAGCUGGGACUUUUGGAGCCAUAAAGCGUGAGGUUGGAGUAGUUGGUGCCAGGCAACGGCCAUCUGAUAAUGCAACAACAAACACAUCUACUUCAAACAGUUCAGUUAAGAUGCCAGUGAACACAGGAGCCAAAGAUAAUGCUUCAAAUGGACAGCAAUCUAGAUUCUCUGUUGUAUCAUUGAAAAACUCCCGUCCUACUUCAUCUACACACUUGAGCAGCAGACCACCUUCUUCAAGCCAAUACCAUUCCAAGCCAAACACCCCUGUUGGUCAUCCAAAAGUGAACCCACAAUUGGAGUGGAAACCCAAAUCAGUAAGCCCCAGGCCUGUCAAUCAUUUAGAUAAUGUGGCACAUUCUAGUGCUGCAUCAUCUGUUGAUGGUAAUCAGGCAGACGUGGCUGGCUUGUCUAAGAAGCUUUCACAAGUAGCUAAUACUUCUGAAGAUGAACAUGUCAUCAUACCUGCACACCUCAGGGUGCCAGACUCAGAAAUAAAACAUCUUAUAUUUGGUAAUUUUGAAUGUGACGUUGAGUCAAAGGCUUUUCCAUUAACUCCUGAUGCUUCAGCUAACAGAGAAUUUAAUGCUCAUUCAAGGUCAACUGAUGAUGUGCCUCCUACUGAGCAGACGGAUGUUGUUGGUUCUUGUGGCAUGCUUCCAACAUCGGAUUCUGUUGUUUCAGAACAUCAGCACCCAUUGACUGAGGAUGUUGAGGUCUUGAUUCCUGGUGUUAUUGGAGAGCAUAAGAUAAAUGAGAUGAUUUCAACCCAGGUCUCACAUUCUUCACCUCAACCCCAACAUCAGGACAGUUCAGCUGUGCAUGACUUUAAGGAAUAUGAGCCAGAUUCUAGAUAUGAGUUGUCAUUUAUCACUAAAUCUGUUGAUAGUGAAGCAGCCCAAAUUAUACCCUAUCCAUCUGAGGUGACGAGCUUACAUGCUGCAAAUUUCAAUCAGUUAUCUAUUCCUGUAUCAACGCCACAACCAGUGCCUCAAAUGUACCAACAACACAUGCAUGUACCGCAGUAUCCAAACUGCUUGCCAUAUCGACAUGUUUUCUCUCCAUACUAUGGCCCUCCAAUGGCUGUUCAAAACUAUUCAAGCAACCCAGCAUUUUCACAACUGCCAAAUGCCAGCAACUAUUUGGUAAUGCCGAACGGAACCACUCAGCUAGCACCCAAUGGGAUGAAAUAUGGACAGCCUCAUCAGUGUAAGCAAGUGUUCCCUGGUGGCCCUGCUGGAUACGGUGGUUUUCCAAAUCAGAAUGGCUACCCAGUGAAUACUGGUGUAAUUGGUGGCACAGGUACUGUUGAAGAUGCCAAUAUGGGUAAAUAUAAGGACACCAAUCUUUACGCACUCAAUCCUCAGGCUGAAGCAGGAGAUGUGUGGAUUCAAGCUCCUUCAGACAUUCCAGUCAUGCCACCAACACCAUUCUACAACAUGAUGGGCCAGCCAGUGUCACCCCAUACAGCAUACUUGCCAGCACACAGUGGUCAUGCCCCUUUCAGCCCGGUUCAACAUCCUGCUCACUUGCAGUUCCCGGCCAUGCCCCACGGGAUACAGCCAACAACGAUGACCAUGGUGCAGAACCCACAACCCAUGGUACAUCAGCCAGCUGGUAAUAUCAGCAUUGAUAUGGCAGCCAUGGCUUCUGGAGCUCAGGUUGGAGCUUUUCAGCAAAACCAGCUCAGCCAUCUCGGCUGGGCUCCUCCCAAUUUUUGACGAUGGUUUGGAUGGCAGUGCUCCCCAGAGACAAGGGAGCUGGUUUCGUACCGGCUAGAAGAAGAAAAAAAUGAAGUGAUAUGCCCCAGUGCUAGAAAGAUACUCAUGAUAACUGCCACCUCUCGUUUAUGAUGCAGGAAAAAAACACAUGUUAUUUCAGUUCAUCUAGCACCGUCCAAAACGUGUCCUGCAUUGGAAACACCAAUUUUGACUGCUCGUUUGCCAUCUUAUUAUUUCUGUUUUUA
Oryza brachyantha (malo sina) is the source of this 2912-nucleotide messenger RNA. RefSeq lists its product as uncharacterized. Lineage: Eukaryota; Viridiplantae; Streptophyta; Magnoliopsida; Poales; Poaceae. The record is from RefSeq and is a predicted model, not a curated record. The transcript is spliced from 10 exons. Bases 1 to 2667 code for a protein of 888 amino acids.